Molecule: messenger RNA, 1185 nt
Organism: Arachis duranensis
Lineage: Eukaryota; Viridiplantae; Streptophyta; Magnoliopsida; Fabales; Fabaceae
Exons: 3
Coding region: 1-1185 (394 amino acids)
Source: RefSeq, a predicted model, not a curated record
AUGACCAGAAAUUUUGAUUUUAUGUUUAAUGAGGCUUUGUAUGGCAAAAGAAGAUGGCAAGAUAACACACUCAUAGAUAAUUGGAUCGAUGAGUGUUUACUCGAAAAUUCUGAAGAAGAAGAUAUCGAUAGAAGCUCUAUCCCAACUACUCGUAGAUGGAUCAACAGAGAUCAAGAAGCAGAACAUGAUCGCCUUUUUCAAGAUUACUUUGCAGAUGAACCGGUGUAUAAUGCUGACAUUUUCCGACAGAGAUUUCGAAUGAGAAGACAUGUGUUCCUUCCGAUAGUAGUCGCUCUCUCAAACGUCUAUCCAUAUUUCCAGCAAAGGGUUGAUGCAACUGGAAGAAGAGGCUUGUCGCCACUCCAAAAAUGUACCGCUGUGAUACGGAUGUUAGCAUAUGGCAUAGCAACUGAUGUUGUUGAUGAUUAUGUAUGCAUAGGCGAGAGCACUACAAUUGAAUGCUUGAAAAAGUUUGUUGAAGGUGUCAUUUCGGUGUUCAAGGAUGAAUACUUGCAAAAACCCAAUCCAAAUUACGUACGACACCUACUACAAAUGGCGGAGGGUCGUGGCUUCCCUGGCAUGUUGGGUAGCAUUGACUGCAUGCAUUGGCAAAAGAAAAAUUGUCCAAAGGCGUGGAAAGAUUAUUCUCCAGUGUUCGAUGAUAUUCUAAAUGACUGUGCUUCGGAGGUAAAUUAUACUAUUAAUGGUAAUAAUUAUACUAUAGGAUACUAUUUAGCAGAUGGUAUUUAUCCUGAAUGGGCCACAUUUGUCAAAUCAAUCUCAAAGCCACAAGGAGAGAAACACAAGUUAUUUGCACAAUACCAAGAAGUGCAAAGAAAAGAUGUGGAGCGAGCGUUCAGAGUGUUGCAAGCACGCUUUGCAAUUAUACGUGGUCCAGCUCGCUUUUGGAAAAAGAAGAAGCUUGCCAACAUAAUGAGAGCUUGUAUUAUAUUGCAUAAUAUGAUUGUUGAGGAUGAAAGAGACACUUAUGCAGGAAAUUUCGCUCAAGGCUUAGAAUAUGAUGAUGUCAAAAAUGGCUUAUCACAACCUCAAUUGGGAGAAGAAGAUUUUGCACCAUACCAUCAAUUUUUUCAAAGAAAUGCCCAACUUCAAAAUAGGCAGCAGUAUAGACAAUUGAAAGAGGACUUGAUUGAACACAUAUGGUGGGCUAUAAAUAGAAACUGA